AUGAGCGCUACAGUGGCUGCCUCUGCUGUGGCCGUGGCUGUGACAGCCUCCAAGAAGGAGUCCCCGGGCAGGUGGGGCCUUGGAGAGGAUCCCACAGGCGUGGGCCCCUCACUCCAGUGCCGCGUGUGUGGAGACAGCAGCAGCGGGAAGCACUAUGGCAUCUACGCCUGUAAUGGCUGCAGUGGCUUCUUCAAGAGGAGCGUGAGGCGGAGGCUCAUCUACAGAUGCCAGGUGGGGGCAGGAAUGUGCCCAGUGGAUAAGGCCCAUCGCAACCAGUGCCAGGCCUGCCGACUGAAGAAGUGCCUACAAGCAGGCAUGAACCAGGAUGCUGUGCAGAAUGAACGACAACCCCGAAGCAUGGCCCACGUCCAGCUGGACAGCAUGGAAACAGGCAAUGAUCCCCGACCUGAGCCCUUGGCGGCCUCCCCUGCCUUGGCAGGGCCCAGUUCCCAAGGCCCCACGUCUUCAUCGGCAGCCAGAGCCAUGGGCCACCACUUUAUGGCCAGCCUUAUCACCGCCGAAACUUGUGCUAAGCUGGAGCCAGAGGAUGCUGAAGAGAAUAUUGAUGUCACCAGCAACGACCCCGAGUUCCCUGCAUCUCCCUGCAGCCUGGAUGGCAUCCACGAGACAUCAGCUCGCCUACUAUUCAUGGCCGUCAAAUGGGCCAAAAACCUGCCUGUGUUUUCCAACCUGCCCUUCCGGGAUCAGGUAAUCUUGCUGGAAGAGGCGUGGAAUGAACUUUUCCUCCUUGGAGCCAUACAAUGGUCUCUGCCCCUGGAUAGCUGCCCACUGCUGGCACCACCCGAGGCCUCCGGAGGCUCUCAGAGCAGGCUGGUCUUGGCCACUGCAGAGAUGCGCUUCCUGCAGGAGACCAUCUCCCGGUUCCGUGCACUGGCAGUAGACCCCACAGAGUUUGCCUGCAUGAAGGCCCUGGUCCUCUUCAAACCCGAGACGCGCGGCCUGAAGGAUCCUGAGCAUGUGGAGGCUUUGCAGGACCAGUCCCAAGUGAUGCUCAGCCAGCAUAGCAAGGCUCACCACCCCAGCCAGCCUGUUAGGUUUGGGAAGUUGCUCCUCCUGCUCCCGUCUUUGAGGUUCAUCACUGCUGAGCGCAUCGAGCUCCUCUUCUUCCGAAAGACCAUAGGGAACACGCCGAUGGAGAAGCUGCUUUGUGAUAUGUUCAAAAACUAGUGGGCGGGUGGGCCAAGUGUGUACACCUGGGCGACACACUCUUGGA
This is a messenger RNA of Microtus ochrogaster (prairie vole), 1234 nucleotides long. It is a transcript of the gene Nr2e3, whose product is annotated as nuclear receptor subfamily 2 group E member 3. NCBI's taxonomy places the organism in Eukaryota, Metazoa, Chordata, Mammalia, Rodentia, Cricetidae. Gene Ontology annotation, biological process: regulation of DNA-templated transcription. The record is from RefSeq and is a predicted model, not a curated record. Gene Ontology annotation, molecular function: zinc ion binding; sequence-specific DNA binding; DNA-binding transcription factor activity.